Molecule: messenger RNA, 7756 nt
Organism: Coregonus clupeaformis (lake whitefish)
Lineage: Eukaryota; Metazoa; Chordata; Actinopteri; Salmoniformes; Salmonidae
Exons: 26
Coding region: 283-7725 (2480 amino acids)
Biological process (GO): positive regulation of DNA-templated transcription; negative regulation of DNA-templated transcription
Cellular component (GO): nucleoplasm
Molecular function (GO): zinc ion binding; nucleic acid binding
Source: RefSeq, a predicted model, not a curated record
GUCUCCACAGCCACAAUAUCCGCAACAAGUUCGCUAGUGUGAGGUUAUGUAGCUAGCUAUAUAGCUAUCCCGCUACCGUGAGUUUCGAUAUAACGUUAACCGAAGAGUUACCUAUUAAACCACAAACUUGCAAAAGUGAAUACGUGCACCUCCAUAUAUAGUAUAUCAGCGAUAUGUACCUAGCUAGUAUGGUAAUCUAGCCAGAAUUUCGCGUCCCCUUUGAAGAGUUCUUGCUGCUUACGUUAGCUUGCGAGCUAGCUAGCUUUAAUAAAAAUUUUCGAGAUGGGACGAGGAGGUGGUCGGAAGCGUGGAAAAGGCAAUGGACCUCCUCCAUUUGACAUGGGACCAAGGCGGCCUCAUCCAUUUGACAUGGGCCCAGGACCAGGUUGGUGUGGGCCGUCUGGACCUUUUGGUCCUUUUCACGGUGGCCCCGGUCCACAUCCUAACUUUAUGGGAGAUCCAAUGAUGCAAGGCCCCAUGCCACCUGAUUAUCACGGAUAUGGGCCAGGCUACGGGCCAAUGGGUCCAGGUGGCCCCAUGGAUGGAUACGGACCAAUGGGGCCAGGUGGCCCCAUGGAUGGAUACGGGCCAAUGGGUCCAGGUGGCCCUAUGGAUGGAUGUUUCGAUGGGCCGCCGAUGGAUGGACCAGGAUUCGGGUAUGGUCCAGGUAUGCCUGGACCAUAUGAUCCGAUGAUGGGCAAUGUACCAGGACCAAUGCCCCCAGUUAUGCCGCCCCCAGUUAUGCCCCCCCCAGUUAUGCCCCCCCCUGGUAUUCCUCCCCCAGGUAUGCCGCCCAUGGUGCCGCCUCUGGUGGACAACCCUGGCUUUCCUCCACCCUGGCAAAGCGAGGCAAACCCUUAUGCUGUCCCUCCUCCGUCGUGGCCCGUCCCGACAACAGCCCCCGUUCCGACUGAGACGACUGUAGUGCCUGAUGUGUGGGGACUCUGCCGGGGCUCCGAGGUCCCUCAGCCUGAUCCCCCCCAGACUGAUGAACAGAAGACCAAAGUGUCCAAGAAGGAAAAAAAAUCGUCAGGGAAGAAGAGCUACAAUGACAAGCCUCCUCCACCUGGAAGAUCCAAGGGGGUCAUCUCAUUCAUCGGGCCAACUUAUGGCUACAUCGAAAGAGAUGAUCUCAAAAAAUAUUCCUUCACUUUUGAUGCUUUUCUGGGAGUCCCCAAGAACAUGAUACCUGGGGUCAGGGUGCAUUUUACAGCCUACAAGGAGAAGGCAGGGGAAUGUGCGACCGAUGUAUCUGUACCUCCAGGGGGGACUGAGGAGAUUGACUCCACCAUUAUCGAAGGUUUUGUCUGCAAUGCUAUCCCGGAGCAGCAGCCUGGUGCAAAGCAGAAACCUGGCCAAAUUGAGGCUAACAUCGAUGGCAAGACAAGAGCGCUGCUUUACUCAGAGAAGGACUGCACCAUCACCCUGUUGCAAGGGGACCAUGUGACGUUCAACUUGUUAACCGACAUAGUUUCCCAAAACAUUAGAGCCACUAAUAUUCGGCCAAAGACACCACAGACUUUUAAGAUUACUGGAGAGAAGAGGGAGGUGGGUGUGAUAAUGAGCGUAAAGGGUGGCACUGGCACCAUCAUGGCAGCGAACCAGAACAACCUGCCCUUUGAGACCACAGAGAACAUGAGUCUAACUGAGUUCACUGUUAUGGAUGAGGUGGACUUUACAGUCGUCACAAUCAAAGCGAAGGAGAAGGCCAUCAGAGUAAGGAAGCUGAAGUGCUUGGUGACACUGGAAGAUACCAUGGAGAAGAAGAUUGAAGACACUGCAGGAAAAGACAAGUGGAAGCCAGUGGCCCCAGUGGAGGAGGUGCUGCCCCAGAGGACUGUGGUGUUUGAGGACGUUAGCACUGCGCAACAUGCAGGAACGGUCAUUAAGGCUGUCCUCAAGGUCUCCGACAAGAAGCAGGAGCAGGGCCUUUUGGAGGCGUCGGUGGGUGGCACACAGAAGCAGUUAUCGUUUGAAGCAGCUGACAUUCUGACUGAAGCCACCAUGUUUGACGGAGACAAGGUUCACUUUAACAUCUCCACCAACCGUGAGACCAAGGAGGAGCGUGCCAUCAACGUGGAGAUUCUCUCUGAGACGUUUGAGGAGUCAACAGAGCAACGCAGAACUGGUGUGGUGGUGCAAGCUGGGGAGCUGUCUGGGACCAUUAAGUGCCAUCAGAGCCCCCAGCUGCUCUUCUUCCGUCUGACUGAGGUCAUGGAGGAGAAGAAACUGGACAUCUCAGAGAAGGUGGAGUUCAGUGUCAUUCCGCUUGAAACAGCUGAAGGAGGCAACCAAGCGAUCAGGAUCAAACGCUUUAUCGACAGUGUCUUCACCCGUGUGCCCAAGCUAGGGGGCGUGGCAGCAAAAGAAAAGAAGAAGAUGACCAUCAAACUGAUGAGAGACCCAAAAGUGCUCAUCAAGGGCGCAGGUGUCAAAGUAGAGCACAGAGAUGCUGAUCCUACCAACGACAAACCUGCCUCGGAGGAGUCGGACAAGAUGAAAGCAGUCGUAAAAACUCUGCGGUCAAAAACUGCUGGCUCUGGAUCUGGUGGCAAGGACUCCGACAGCAGCCGGCGGAGAUAUGGGCGCAGUGGCAGAAGCCGAAGCAGGAGCCCCAGCCUAGACCAGUUUGGCCGGGUGAAGAAAAGGCUGAGCACGAGCAGGGAGCGCAGAGAGCGGGGUGGUAGCAGCAGGUACAGGAGCAGUCGCAGCAGGAGUCGGAGCAGGGAGAGGAGCAGCCGUGGGAGCAGGAGACGAAGCCACAGUCUGGAGAGAAAAGAUUCCAAACACAGGAGCAGCAGCAAAGAGAGGACAUCUUCGAAAAGGAGCCACAGCAAGGAGCGAGAUGGAAGCAGUCAGAGGAGCUCCAAGAACGGUUCAAGCUCAGGAAGUAAACCUCCAGAUAGAAUGAACGAUGAGCUAGAAAGAAAGAAGAGGGAACUAGAGGAGCUCAAUGAGUUGAUAUACCGCAAGAGAGCCAUGGUCGCCAUGGAGCAACAUGGUGGAGUUCCCCAUUUCCUGCCAGAAGGGAAGCCUAUGGAGAAGACCUGCUUUGACUACAAUCAUGGAAUGCCAGAGCUUCCUCCACAACCUAAACCACCCACUGACAUCAAACCCAAGUCCAUUCUGAAGAAGCGCCCGGACCAUGUCACAGGGCCACUUUUCCCAAUUCAGACUGAACCCCCUAAAGCUCAACCUCUUGAUCAAAGGCUUGUGGAACAAUACGGUUAUGACGUUGAGACGGCCUAUAAACCACACUCUGCCCAACCACCCUUCACCCAAACAUCCGGUCAGAAGUCCUAUUAUGAAGGUUCAGCUGGGCAUCCUGCUCCUGACCUAUCUGCCAAGUAUGAUCCAUAUGAGCAGACUUCUAGAGAGCACCCAUCACAACCUUCUCCAGUUCGCCAAACACCUCUUGACCCUCAUUCUUCAAAUCGACCUCCUCCCAGCCGAGAGUCUCAGGAAAAGAACCCUAACUUGAACACCCAGCUCGCCCGUUUCCUCAACAUCCUCAACAAAGGUGUGGAUGCCGGUCUGCUCUCCACUGUGGUCAAGGAGUCUCGAGAGGAGAUUGCUGGUAUUCAGGAGGAUAGUUCCAUACCUCAAAAGUGUUAUCGUGGGUCGCGUGACCGUGGGGAUGAAGAUCAGUACAGAGGAAGAGAGGAGGAGCCAGAGCGCUCAAACAGGGGCUUCGCCAGGGAGCGAGUGAAGACCUCAGACACUAAAGAUGACCCCAGAAACGAAGACCGGCUGCUACCUCACGAGAGAGCAAUCCAGGACGGUAGUGGCUUUUCCGGAAUUCUAGGAAUGACACACAUCUCAACAUCAACUCAGGAGAAGAAAAGGAAGAAGGUACCAGACAUUGACGAUGAGGAAAAAUUCCUUUAUGGUGAUGAAGAUGAUCUAGAGAGGGGCAGGGCUCCGGCUCCAGAAGAAGCUCCCUGUCAGCACAGUCUGUCAGAGCUCUAUGGUGAUAUUAUGAGUGAGCCGGCACGCUAUGGCGCCUCACCGCACCUAGAGGGCCAUCCUGGUAUUGUCGAUCAGAGAAACUCUUGUCAGCAACAGGUGGACAUGAGGUAUCAGCGUCAAAGCAGGUCCUCUGCCACCCCUGACUAUAAUAUCAAGGUUGAAGAGCCUAAUGAAUUCCCACUAGGAACAGGACCAGUGGAAGGGAAGGAGAAGCAAGACGUGGAGGAGUACGAGAAGAUCCAGGACCUCCUCAAAACCAUUGGGCUGGAUCUGGGGGUGAUGGAGAUCAGCAAGAUGGCUGCCAGGACUCAGGAGCGUCUGCAUGGAAAGAGGCCCCCUCCGAAAACCCCCUCACCUUGUCCUGGGAGGAGGCGGGGUCACCGUGACUCUUCAGGAAGCUCAGACAGGAGCAGGGGUAAGAGCGACAGUGGGAGUAGCUCCAGUAAUGGGAGCAGUUGUAGCAGGAGCCUGAGCAGCAGCCUUGAAAACAGCAGGAGACGGAAGAAGUCACCCCCAUCUGACAGGCGCAGCACCCAUGGGACGUCUCGAGGCGGCAGAGAGGUGAAGACUGAAACUACUCCAGUGACACCCACCCACCCUUCUAUCUCGAUGCCUGCCUACGCCCAAGCCCAGGGACAUGGUCCGGUACCUCCCAACUAUCCACCUCCUGGCUAUGGGCAGUAUGGGAACUGGCCUUACAUGCCCCAACAGUGGCCGGUGUACCCACCUCCAUCUAUGGGCAUGCCGCCUCAAUCUCCCAUUGAAGAUUUUCCGAAAGCCCCGUUUGACAGACCAUACCUUAAAGUCAUCCAGCCAGAGUUGCACCAGGGGGGUGGAAGAAAGGCAUCGUCAAAGAUGGCCCCUCAGGAUAAUGGCAAGGACAGGAGGGUUUUAGAAGAGAGAAAUAAUGAAAGCCAAAAACAAAAGGUCCUUGAAGAACGUGAAAAACUGAGAAGAGACCGAGAGAUCCGCAUGAAGAAGAAAGAUUAUCUCAUGAAGGAACUGGAGAGAUUGCGAAAACAGCAAGGGGAGCUGCUGCGCAAAAAGCGGCGUGAAAAAGAUGGCCAUAAGGACCCAUUACUGUCAGACAUCAGUCGGCUCCAGGAAGAAGUCAUGUCUCAGAUUGCUGUGCUCCGCAACGAGCACGAGGUAGCAGAGAAGAAACGAUCCGAGCUUGACAAAGUGGCUCUAAUUCUCGGUCUACAACCAACUGACAAGCCCCGGCGAGAGGGUAGGGCUUCUGGGGACCUUGAGCAACCACCACCUCCAGACAAGGAGAAGAAUCAGGAGCGCGCUCGCAGCCGAGAGAAAUCACCUGGGGUCCAGGCCUCUGCUAAGGCUGGAACACAGAUCGCCUAUGUCGUCAAGGCAGCAGCAUUGUCCUUAAGAGCCUCUCCUAUAAAACCGAAGAAGAAAGCCCCCGCCAGUGCCCAGCCUCCCGAGACUUCAGCAGACCUGUUUGAAUACUAUGACGCUGGGAACCACUGGUGCAAAAGCUGCAAUGCCACUUGUGGUUCCAUGUUCGAUUUUUUCACACACUUGCACAGCAAAUCGCAUCGAAAGACUCAGGAUCCUUACAAUCGACCGUGGGCUUCAAGUUCCUCCAACAAUGAGAUGAAUAAGAUGUACUCAUCAGGAGAGAAAAUGACUAAACCUGCUAAAGGAUCUGAGUUUUUGGUACCUGUGAGGGGAUAUUAUUGCCAGCUGUGCGAGGAGUUUUACGGGGAUGCAAUUUGUGCUGAAGAUCAUGCCACGAGUCAUACUCACAAUGAGAAAUACAAGAAACAAAUGUAUGAGUAUCCACUCUACGAACAGAGAAGGAACCUGGAUCGUCAGGCUGGACUCACGUUGGAAGUUGGUGACAAAAAGCACUCUGAGCUCAAACGCAAACACGAAGAGGAAGAAUCCAAAAAGAGCAAAGAGAAGGAGGAAGGGAAACAUAAACGCAGCAAAAAGGACAAGGAAAAGGACAAGGAGAAGUUCAAACACAAAGAGGACGAGGGGAAGGCUAAGCACAGCAAAAAGGAGGAGAAGUACAAAUAUAACAAGAGGGAGGAGGAGGAGGUGGAGAGGGCCAAGUACAGCAAAAAGGAGGAAGAUGAGAGAUCUUUGUACAACAAGAGAGAGGAGGAGGAGAGAUAUAAACAUAGCAAGGAGGGGGGAGAUUGGCCCAAGUACAAUAAGAAGGAUGAAGAGAGAUACAAGCAUAGCAAGGAGGAGGAGAGGUUAAAAAAUCGCAGGGAGGAGGAAGAGAGGCCAAGGUCGAUCAGGGUAGAGGAGAGACCCAAGUUUAGUUGGAGGGAUAAUGAGGAGGAGGAAGACCGGUCCAGAUAUGGUAAGGGGAAAGAGCCCAACCCCAAAUAUAGCAAGGAAGAGGAGGAGAGGUGUAGAUCAGAGAGGGAGGAAGGGAAACCUAAGAAUGAAAAGGAGGAAAGACAAUCAAGAAAAGACAAGGGUGAGCGUCAAAGGGAAGAGGAGAAGUCAGGAUAUAGAAAGCAGUCUGAGCCUGAGAAACCCAGUGAGCCUCCCAAAGUGUUCUGUGGGCCUAAUCCAGCAUUGAGAGCAAAGCUGCGCAAGAAAAGUGAGGAAACAGCCAAAGUGGAGCCAAAGGCUCCAUCUGCUUUUGGGAAGUUCAGCUGGAAGAAAAAACUAGAAAAUGACCUUGCAAAGGAGGCAGAGAGAGUGGCUGCUGAGUUCCUGAAGGAAGAUGAGGCAGAUGCUGAAGAGGAUGAUGACCCGGAUGCGUUUUCAAAGUCUGUGGCCGCAGCCAAGAGCAUUGCUAUCAAGCUGUCAGGGAAGACAGUCAUCCCCCCAGCUAACACAUGGGUACCCUUCAACUCUGGAAAAAUAUGCCCAAACCUUCCUGCUCCCUCCAUAGUCUUGAGAAAGUCCUCCGGACUUGGGCCCUGGGUCUAUGCUAAACCGGCCCCUCUCAACACCUUAGUCUCUAUCAGACCUGCCAGUGGAGUGACACCUCUGCCUGUCAUACAGAACCAGCCUACAAAGGACCUUGUACUGGAAGCAGACAUAAUUUCCAAGGCGUUCUGUGGUGAGGAAGUGGAUUUUAAAGCAGAUGGCACCGGGAAUCCAGAUCCCAAUUUUACACCAGACAAAAACAAAGCUUCCACAAUGGAGUUGGUUAGUCAAGCCCCCACAUCCACUCCUUCAGCAGUGAUGCCCGAGUUCAAGACUCCCCUGCCUCCACCGCCUGUCCUGACCAUGAUGACCAUGGAGUCUGAUGUAUCUGCACCAGGAGUUCCUGAGAGUGAGCAGAAUGUCCCUGUGAUGGUCACACCCCCUCCUUUCAUGCAGAGACCCCCAAGUGAGGUGAUGAAGAAAUCCGAGAAACCGAAGUCUAGCCUAGCUGCCGCAAAAGCCCAAGAUUUAUUUGACAUAUUUUAUAGCAGCAGUAGCACAGCCAGUACCACAUCCACCACCAGCACUGCCAUGUCCACUAAAGCAGUCGUAGAGUCCAAAGCUGCACAGAAUGACUCAAAGAACAGCGAAGCCUUGGAGGCUACGGCCCCACAAACAGAGCAAACCCAACCUGAGCUCCCAGCUCUUGACAACAGUAACACCAUUGAAACUGACACAAAGGAGUCAAUAGAGACUUAUACUGGGUCUGACCCACAGCCCAAGGAAGAUGCACCUGAGAAUGCCCACAUACAAUUGGAUAACCCAUCAGAUACCCUGGGUAUCUCAACAGAGACCCUGGAUCUCCCAACAGAAGUGCUGGGCCUAGAUCUGUUUGAUUAAAAUUUUGAUUAACAGAUCCAACUAGACACCC